Molecule: messenger RNA, 1589 nt
Organism: Scophthalmus maximus (turbot)
Lineage: Eukaryota; Metazoa; Chordata; Actinopteri; Pleuronectiformes; Scophthalmidae
Gene: tamm41
Product: TAM41 mitochondrial translocator assembly and maintenance homolog
Exons: 8
Coding region: 259-1290 (343 amino acids)
Biological process (GO): CDP-diacylglycerol biosynthetic process; cardiolipin biosynthetic process
Cellular component (GO): mitochondrion
Molecular function (GO): phosphatidate cytidylyltransferase activity
Source: RefSeq, a predicted model, not a curated record
UGAAGCGCCACAGCGGACCCGAGCUAAAGUGAUCGAAGUCAAACGAAAACACGUAUUUAAUGAUACCCGGUGGACGUGGUCGUGCUUAGCGGGACCGAGAGCACUUCCGUCCGGAAUGUAUCUCCUACUUUACGCGGCCGAAACUUGGUUUUUACUCGUUAAUUAGUCGGUUUAUCCCGCUCAUAGACCAGCCGGUGUGGCUGCUGGUGCAAAAACAACAACAACAACAACAACAACGACAGUCUUAGCUAGUUCAAAAUGACUCUUCCAGCUCUGCACAACACCGGCGUGAUUUACCGAAGGAUUCUCUCACAGUUUCCCCAGGACAUCAGCCUGGCUUUUGCCUAUGGGUCUGGCGUUUUCAAGCAGCAGGGGACCAGCCAAGGUCAAAUGGAGAAGAACAUGCUGGACUUUGUGGUCGCGGUGGACGACCCGGUGACGUGGCACACCAUGAAUCUGCUGCAGAACCGCAAACACUACUCCAUCCUCAAGCUGCUGGGGCCCACGAAGAUCGCCUCCAUACAGAAUGAUCACGGGGCUGCGGUGUACUACAACACACUAGUGCCUGUGGAUGGGAGGAUCAUCAAAUAUGGAGUGAUUAGUACAGAUUCAAUAAUAGAUGACUUGUUGCACUGGAAGAACAUGUACGUUGCUGGACGCCUUCACAAACCAGUGAAAAUGCUGGUGCACAGUGAGAAUGGUAAGCUCCGUGCCGCAUUGGUGGCAAACCUGAAGAGCGCCGUGACGGCCUCCUUCCUCAUGCUUCCAGAGAGCUUCACCGAGGAAGACCUUUUCCUGCAGAUAGCUGGCCUUUCUUAUGCAGGGGAUUUUAGGAUGGUGAUUGGAGAAGACAAAUCCAAGGUGGCGAAUAUUGUCAAAGACAACAUUCAGCACUUCAGGAUUCUGUACAGCAACAUCCUGCGUGACUGUCCUCAGGUUGUCUACAAAUCUCAGCAAGGGAAACUUGAGGUAGACAAAAGCCCAGAGGGCCAGUUUGUCCAGCUGAUGGCAUUGCCGCGCACCCUCCAGCAAAGGAUCACCAAGCUGGUCGACCCUCCGGGCAAGAACCGAGACGUGGAGGAGAUCCUACUGCAGGUGGCUCAGGACCCGGACUGUGGAGCUGUCGUACAGCAAGGAAUCUCAUCUAUCGUGAAAUCCUCCAGUAUAACGCAGAGUGUCAAAGGCAUCGCUACAGCUGGCUUGUGGAAGACGGUGUCGUACAGCUCCAAGAAACUAAUGAAAAUGUGGAAGGGCUGGAGGAGGAAGCCGUCCGUGUCCCACAUGUCCUGAGCCCAUCUGUCCACUGGGAACCUGUCUGUCUUUAUAACUGUCCCUCUUGAUGACCGAUGCCCGUCCUUUUGAUUUUAACCUGACAAACUGUCUGGCUGGAACUGUCUUCCUAGCCUAACCUCUGGAUGUGUCACUCCGUAGCCUGUGUGAAUGGGAUGCCAUUCAUAAAAGUUGUAGAAUAAAAGGUGGCAUUUCACGAGUCAGACUGAAUUAUGGCUGACAUUUCAGAGUCAUACAGAUCGGACCUUUGUGGAUGACGACACACACACACACACACACACACACACACACACACACAC